Calliphora vicina (urban bluebottle blowfly) is the source of this 6872-nucleotide messenger RNA. Its product is annotated as golgin subfamily A member 4. The coding region runs from base 1189 to 6714 and encodes 1841 amino acids. Gene Ontology annotation, biological process: regulation of autophagy. The record is from RefSeq and is a predicted model, not a curated record. The transcript has 17 exons. Lineage: Eukaryota; Metazoa; Arthropoda; Insecta; Diptera; Calliphoridae.
CUAAAGUUUGCAACGAUCAAUUGUAGGAUCCGUGUCGUUUUAUAACGUGUCCAAUACCUGCAGUGCGAGUGAAAGAGAUAAAUAUAGUAUUGAUAAUAAAUUUAUUAAGAAAUCGUAUUGUGAAAAAGUAUUUCUGUUAUAUUUCUUUUUGAAGUAGAAGAUAUAUACGUACCUACAUACAUACAUAUAUAAUAUUAUUUUUUUUUUAUUAUAAAAUGUUUAAUAAUAGUAGAGUUAAAUAAGAUUUACCAAUCCACCAUUUUACUGUGCCCUAAAGUUGUUUCCGGUGUCUGUAAAAUAAAGAUUAAAUUAAGAACUGAAAAUAAAAUGUAUUGAUAGUGUUGCAAUUUGAAAGAAUGUGUUCUAUUUUUAUAACACAGCUAAAUUAUUCAACGAACAGCAGAACAUUUUUAGUGAUAAUUCCAAAAUAAAUUUGUGUAUAAGUACAUAUUUAUGUAUAUUCUCUGUUCCCUAUUGAGAAAAAGCAAAAGUGAACAAAUUAUUUCAUUCGAAAACACGAAAUUCGAAAUUUUAAGCGAAUUAGAAAAAGAAAAAAAUUAUUUGAAAUAAUGUAAAAAUACAAAUGAACUUUUGUACCAGGCAACACGACGGACGGACAAGUGAUUCGAUUUUAGUUGAGUUGAUUCAAACGACUUGAUUGAUUGUAAUUUUUAGAGUGUAUGUGUUGCUGCACUAAUUGCGGGGCACCUCUUAGAAGAUACAUUAAGUACACUUAAAGAAAGAAAGUGUUACGCAAUUGUGUAUGUAUAUUUAUUGUAAAAUAAAAACGAACAAAAAGAUCAACAACUACAAAAACAACAACGACAACAAGAAGCAGAAUAGCCGCAACCACUAGCGACCAGCAGCAAAAAAUAAAAAAAAGAAACAAGAACAACCGUUUUAAAAUCAGCCAUUUUAGCUUUUUUCGUUUGUUUGAAUUUUUUUUUGUACAAACUGCCAGGGCACUUGUACUUUGUCUUGGUUGUGUGAUUUCUUGGUGGCGAUAUUAGUGGUACCUAUAUACACAAAGAACUUCCUACAGUUAGCCGCAUCACCAUCACCAUUAACAUCAUAAUCAGCAUCAACAUCGUCGGUCGCAUCAUUCAACGCCAUAAUCGAGCGCAAUUGCAUUUCCCCCAUUUAAGCAAAUAUUUUCAAUAUUCAAUCCCUCGAAGUGUAUUCUGUUAAAUGCAUCAUUUAUAUCCAUCGCUGAAAGGUGAUCAACUAUGUCCAUUGGGAUUUCAUCCACAGACACGUUAUCCGACAAGAUGUAAACGUUGUUUUCGUGACUACAAAGAGCAUGGUGGCCGACGUGGGGGCGAAGAUGUUGCAGCAUCAUCGCCAAACCUCUCAGAUGGUUUUAACUCAAGGCCAUCAUCCCGAACAUGGACCUCUACUCAAAACCUUUCUUCGGUAAAUGGCAGCAGUAAUGAUAUUGUUGUACACUUCAAUGUAGAAUUGAAAAAGCGGCCGCAGUCAUGGGCUUCAACGCCCGAUAUAGAUGAAGUUGAUGACGGCGCCAGGGGCAGUUCUCGUUUUGGCGGCAAAUCUACUGAUGACAACAAUGUAGAUGUCACGCUCAAGAUGCCAGUUCCACCAAGACGACAUACAACAACGUUAGACAUAAAAGAGGUGGAAAAUUCUCUGACACCGAAUUCUUCAGCAUCAUCGUCUUCCAAAAAUAUUCCAGAUGACUUGAUCAUUCUCUCAACAGACAGUUUGGCUGAGCGGGUGAGAAAAAUGAAUUUGCUGAAAAAGCAACGUAGUCAAAAUUCCAGAGAAUCAAGUCGUGAACGAUCAGUGCCUCGAAAACAAGAACAGGAUAUCAGUGGUGCAGAUAGUAAACCUCCUCCAGAUCGACCUGAACGUACAAAAACUGCGUUAUCAAAUAGUACUGCAGAUGCCACAAAACAUCUAUCAUUGCCACCAAAGAAAACUUCAAGUUCAAACACUUCAAGUUCCUCAUCAAGCCAUACUCGACCAACUUCCGCACCUGUUAAUGAAACCCAUUCAACAUUACCACCUACUCCACCUAAAACAGUACCAACGAAAUUAAAAACAACGACUUCCUCUACAUCCAAUACCACGACAUCGGCUGCAACCUCGUCCUCAGCGACACGAAAAAAAGAAAACGAACGCCAGAAAGCUGCUCAGGCGGCUCAAGAUGUACAAUUUAUGCUGAAUAUAAAAGAAAACAGUUUCAAUAACAAGAAACAACAGAUGGACAACAUGUCAUUAACAACCGAAACUCCCUAUGCUGGCCACCAGUUAGACCGCGAACACUUGGAAGAAAUGGCAAAUUUACGUAAAGAACUUGAUGCGAUGAAAACUCGCGCAGAAAAAGCUGAACGUGAAAAAAGUGAUAUUCUAUUAAGACGUUUAGCUUCAAUGGAAACGGCUCCAAAUCGAACAGCUGCCUCUGAAGCUAUUAUGUUGCAGCAAAAAGUCAACGAACUUAAGGACCAACUCGAAAAGAUCACGGAUGAGAAACGAAAACUAAACAAUCGUAUGAAGGAGAUCGAAAACAACCCGAAAAGUGCAGAGCAUGAACUGAGACGUAAAUUACAGGCUGCCGAACAAAUCUGCGAGGAAUUGAUGGAAGAGAACCAAGAGGCCAAAAAGGAAAUUAUGAACCUGCAUGCUGAAAUGGACGAACUGCAGGACACCUUCCGAGAUGAUGAUGUGAAAGCUAAGACAAGCUUGCAAAAGGAUCUUGAAAAGACUACCAAGAAUUGUCGAAUUUUAAGUUUUAAAUUAAAGAAAUGCGAACGUAAAAUAGAGACUUUGGAACAAGAACGUCAGAAUAGUGGUAACGCGGAGCUAACCGCCAGAAUUAAACAAUUGGAAGACGAGUUAAGAUUUUCGCAGGAACUUUCCAAAAAAUUACAGAUCGAAGCUGAAGAUUUACGUAAUCCCGGCAAGAAGAAAGCUCCCAUGCUUGGAGUUUUGGGUAAAUCUACCUCUGCUGAUGCCAAGUUCACCAGAGAAUCUCUUACUCGUGGUGGUUCACAAGAAGAUCCUCAACAGUUGCUUAGAGAUUUACAGGACUCUGUCGAAAGAGAAUCGGAUCUUAAGGAUCAACUUAAAUUUGCCGAAGAAGAAGCUGAAAAUUUAAGGAAAAAAGUUGCCCGUAUGGAGGAUGAAAAUGAUUCUCUAAUGAUGCAGUUGAAAAAAAUGGCAACACGCUCUAGAACACGCAAGCUCAGUCCUACGCCCCAUCGUUUAGCUCCUGAGGUACAAGCUGAACGUGACGAGGGCAUAUCCGAUGAAGAUGAUCCGGCUGAGUUGCGCAUUCUCUUGGAGCUUAAUGAACAAGAGGCUUCCAUACUCCGUCACAAGGUUGAAGAAUUGGAAAAACAAAAUUCAGAGUCUAAAAAGCAAGUUCGAGAACUUCAGGAUAAGCUAUCAACUUCUGCAGAUAAACGAAAUACAUUAGGGUCUUGGGGUAAUAAUUCAUCGGAGAAGAGACUGAAAGCCUUAAACGAUGAACUCGAACAGCUAAGAAAGAGCAUAUCCGAAAAAGAUAAACACAUUGAAAGGUUACAAGCGGCUGCUUCCGCUCAGACCGGAGCAAAUUCUAAACGGCAGUUGGAAAUGGUCGAACAAGAAGCAAUCGUCUUACGUUCUAAAAUUACAGCUUUAGAAACAGAAAACGAACGCGUACAAAAAGAGGUCAAGCGUUUGCAAUUGCAAGCAUUGCGUAAACAAUCUUCAACUGAGAAGAAUGGAAACACGCAGGAGCUGGCAAAACUUAAAGAGACACUUACUAGCGUCGAGGAAGAGCGAGAUGUUCUUCAAACGAAACUGAAACGUAUUUUACAAGAAGCUAAUGAAAAACUGCCACCGAGAACAACUGUACGUAUAACAGAUUUAACGCCGAAAAAUCAGUUAAAAAAAUGGGUUGAAGAGUUGGAUGAUGAAAUAAGUGAAAUGAGGGCUAUUGUUGCCAAUAGUGGGGCUCAUACUGUAAAGGCUUUGGAAGGUGAGAAAAAAUCGCUGGAAAAUGAGUUGAGAGAAUAUAAAACCAAGCUUAAUCAAGCCGAAACAGAUUUGCAAAAACUGAAAUCAUCAUCCACUCCAAAGGUACAAGAUUUGGAGAAACAGCUUAAAAAGACCGAGGAGGAAUCCAAACAAUUGAACUCAAAGAUCAAGGAACUUGAAGACAAAAUCAAGAAACAAGAUAAUUUGAUCAAGAAAUCUGAAUCAAGCAAGGCAUCAUUAGAACAGCAAACGAAAUCUGAAAAGGAAAAGCUUUCCAAAUUGGAAAAGGAUUAUGAAAAAGAACACAAGGAACGUGAAAAACUAGAAGGAAAACUGUCACAAAAGGAUAACGAACUAACGCAGGCACGCAAAGCUGCCGAAAAAAUUAAAACCAAUCUGGAAAACGAAAUCAAAGAACUUAAAACUAAAUCUUCAAAAACGGAUACCAAGCAGGUACAGGAUCUCAAAAAACAACUAGAAGAGUUACAUGAAACCCUAGAUAAGGAAUCAAAACGUUACAAUGACCUAAAUGCCCAAUGGGAGAAGAUGUCCGAAGAAACGAUUCUGAUGAGAGCUCAGCUAUCGACCGAAAAAAAUAAUCUUCAAACUGAACUGAACAAUGCCAAACAGAAAAUAUCCGAGUUGGAAACAAUUCGUGUCAAUCGUUCAGAAUUGGCUAAAAAGUUAAAUGAUGCUCAAAAGAAGAUACAGGAAUUGGAAACAAAAACCCUCAAGAGCGGACAUUCAGAAUAUGAAAAGACAAUGCUGCAAAACAAGUUGGACGAAAAGACCCAAGAGUAUGAACGUCUAAGAAGGGAGAAUGAAAUGAACAUCGAUUUGGUGUUCCAACUGAGAAAGGAAGGCGAUGAGUUGAACCGAAAAUUGAACGAUUUCAGUCGUAUCGAACAGGCUCAAUCGUCCAUUAACGGUCACAGUGUCAGUUUGGAAAAUGAAAUCAAAUCAUUAAAAAUAAAAUUGGAAAAUUCCGAAAUGCAAUUGAAGUCGGAAGUGGCAUCAACACGUCUACGAUAUGAACAGCAGGUUAAAACAUUAAGUGGAGAGCUGACCUCAAUGCAUCGUCAAUGUGAACGUUUCAAAAAGGAUCGUGAUGCGUUCAAGCAAAUGUUGGAGUCGGCCCAAAAGAAAAUUGGAGAUCUUAAGGCUAACAAUACUGGCAGACAAAGUAGAGGUUCAAUGCACAGCAGCGAUGAAGACGAUAAGAGUAAAAUUGCUUAUUUGGAACAACAGAUUGGUUGUUUGGAAGAUCAGCUAGUAGAUGCUCGUUUGGAAGCUAGCAAAGUCAAGACUGAAUUGGUUUCGGAGCGUAGUGCAAAUGAGAUAAAAAUAUCCGAAAUGCAAUCGAAACUUAAUGAAUUUGAAGAGGAAAGAGUAAUCGGCUCUGGCCGCACCAAAAUUCCUGGUAUGAAGACCAAACUUGAGCUGUCAUGGCAGAAAGAACGUGAAGAUCAACAGAGAUUAUUACAAGAGACUUCAACGCUGGCCAGAGACUUACGUCAAACUCUAUUCGAAGUGGAGCGUGAACGUGAUAAGGAACGUUUGGAGUCAAAACGUCGUCAGGAUCAAUUGAAACGUACCAAUGAAGAGGAAAUGGAAGAGGGUCGCAGAAAAAUCGCUGAAUUACAGUGCGAUUUAUUAGAGUUGCGUGAUGUUCACGCUAAACUCCGAACAUCAAAUGAGAAGUUACGAAGAGAGCGAGAGCGUUAUGAAAAGGAGUUGGUUAAACGGCGCAUGGAACAAGAAGGUGGUGAUCGAAAGCUUGGUGCACUAUUGCACACAGUUGAUGAGUUGGUAAAAAUAGCUCCAGAUUUAAUGGGAGGAAGAGUGCCAGCUACACCUAAUGAUUUAAGACCAGAACCAAUAUCCACAAAAAGAUCUCGCAGUCCUUCCCCGUCUAUGAAUACAUCACAUGUUGGCAGCGUUCUAGCACGUUUAGCCGAAGCCUCUGAUGAAUUGCGUAAAUUCCAACGUAUUAACGAAGAGGAGCAUGAGCGUAAUCGUAUGAGACGUGGUAAUUUGCGAAGAGCUGCUUCUCAAGAGAAUGAUCCGCAUGGUAGUCAAAGUUCUGUGGCAAGUGCAGGGGGCUCUCAUCGAAAUGGUUCCAAAUUAUCACGUUCCGGUCAUAAUGGCAGUCUAAUAAGAAAAAGUCUAUCACUGGAUCACUCAAUACAACAAGAUCAGAAUAUUUGGCGUCAGGAUGAUGGCAGUGUUUCGUCAAUGCAAUCUAUUGAUUCCGAAUUGGGAGGUAUGGUGCGUGAUUCAAGCUAUGAUUCACGUUUGGAUUCCCGAUUAUCGGGCGGUUCAACUCAAAGUGAUAUUCCACGUGGUCCACGUAAGAAGAAGAAGGGACUUAUGGGAAAGUUGAGAAGUCUCACCAAGAGUGGACGCAAUUCCGAAAGUGAAAUAUCUAUUCAAGGAUCGGACUCUGAUAUAAGUGUGGCCAGUGACAUGAGGGCCAGUAAAAAGGAUUUACGUGGCCGUCUAUCGGGCAUGUUCAAACGUUCAGGUUCGACAUCACGAAGCGGCAGUACGGAACGUAUGUCAAGUGAACAAAGACCAGUAGCUGUUGUUGUUGUAGGCGAUGCAGAUGGACCUCAGCCUAGAGAUCCCCCACCUGCCAAUGCUCUGACACCAAAACCAAUUAGAUCUAUUGCAAAGCCUCCAACGCCUACACCAACAACACCGGUGACCAGGAGAAGAGCAGCUAAACAAUAAUGAUUAGUUCGGGCAUACAUUUUUACUCAUUUUAUUUAACACAUUUUGUAAUGUAUUGUUAUAAAUUGGAUUACCAUUUAUUUUCACAUACCAUAAUUGAUUAGAAUCUUUUUAUGAUUUAAAUUAUACACAAAUAAAUAUUGUUACACCAGUUUAAA